Messenger RNA from Protopolystoma xenopodis, 348 nucleotides. Lineage: Eukaryota; Metazoa; Platyhelminthes; Monogenea; Polystomatidea; Polystomatidae. The record is from the annotation of a GenBank genome assembly.
AUGGCCCGGCACGUUUUUCCAGGAACAAACAGUGGCUUUGUUUGCAGCAGAACUUGUGGACCUUCUGAGACUUUCGACAGUACCGCCAUCGGUUUGUCUGACUCAACUGACCAUCCUCCUGGCUAUCAAGAUAGUCUUAUCCUAGCGCAAAACGAAUUGCCAGAGAUGCAUCAACUACAAAAUUACUGUGAAUGCAGAAAGCUUGACAUGAAGGCCGCUUCCUUUUUAAAGCCAGUAAUCUCUGAGCUGAAGGUUUUAGUUCGGCAGACCGAAUUCGUAAUUGUCGAGGCGCCUAAUUCGCUACGCACUGAUGCAGUUAUUCUUAAGGUAUGCCGACAAAUUAUUUAA